AUGCCUUCUCCCAUCGAGACGUGGUACACCGAUAUCCCUCCCAUUACGCGCAUCUAUAUCACUGCCUCAUGCUUGACCAGCCUCGCCGUCCAACUGGGUCUUGUUCAUCCUUUACAACUAUGGCUCAACUUUGAUAGCAUUAUCAAUGGACAUCAGUGGUGGCGACUCGUAACCAAUUUCCUCUAUUUCGGCCCAUUAUCCAUUGAUUUCCUUUUCCACAUGUUCUUUCUUGCACGGUAUUCAAGGAUGAUGGAAGAAGGCUUCUUUCGAAAUAAACCGGCAGACUAUGCAUGGUUAUUAAUAUUCUCGGCAGCAUCACUCAUCUUUUACUCGACAAUACUACCAUUUGCAUACAUGCCAUUUCUUGGAUCUCCAUUAGCAUUCACCAUGGUGUAUAUCUGGGCAAGGAGGAACCCCUAUGUACGACUCAACUUUCUCGGUCUAUUAUCCUUCAAUGCACCUCAUUUGCCAUGGGUGCUUUUAUGUUUCUCGCUUCUUCUUGGUGGCCAAUUACCAAUGGGUGAUCUUUUGGGUAUUGCAGUCGGUCAUGUAUAUUACUUUUUUGAGGAUAUUUGGCCAAGAGAUCCAGCAAGUGGGGGUAGGCGAUGGUUGGAAACUCCAAGGAUUAUCCGUUGGCUUAUUGAAGGAAAUCGACAACAACCUGACAGCAUUGAUAUUGCAAACGAAGAAGAAGAGGAGGAGGAUACCACGGCGCAUCAUCAGGAACCUUCGGAUGAACAACAACAACAACAACAACAACAACCAGUGGCAGGUCCAGCAGCCGAAUAA
Molecule: messenger RNA, 789 nt
Organism: Lichtheimia ornata
Lineage: Eukaryota; Fungi; Mucoromycota; Mucoromycetes; Mucorales; Lichtheimiaceae
Exons: 6
Coding region: 1-789 (262 amino acids)
Biological process (GO): endoplasmic reticulum unfolded protein response
Cellular component (GO): endoplasmic reticulum membrane; Hrd1p ubiquitin ligase ERAD-L complex
Molecular function (GO): misfolded protein binding; ubiquitin-specific protease binding
Source: RefSeq, a predicted model, not a curated record